Messenger RNA from Dacryopinax primogenitus, 2947 nucleotides. Its product is annotated as PLC-like phosphodiesterase. The transcript is spliced from 4 exons. NCBI's taxonomy places the organism in Eukaryota, Fungi, Basidiomycota, Dacrymycetes, Dacrymycetales, Dacrymycetaceae. Bases 65 to 2947 code for a protein of 960 amino acids. The record is from RefSeq and is a predicted model, not a curated record. Gene Ontology annotation, biological process: phosphatidylinositol-mediated signaling; lipid metabolic process. Gene Ontology annotation, molecular function: calcium ion binding; phosphatidylinositol-4,5-bisphosphate phospholipase C activity.
CUCAUCUUCGGGCUCUUGCGACGCCCCUCUUGCGUCCAACUUGAAGAAUGCUGUUUUGCUACACAUGGAUUCUCUCGUCUCUCUUUCAGAGGCUCAGGGAAGGUCUCCAAGGUCAGAGAAGAGGCGACUGAGCGAUUCCGGUCUUGCAAACGCGGUCAAGAGCUUGGUCAUCGACCGAGUGCGCAGAACGCAGAGCCGCGAGCGAUCACUGCGUUCUAGGAGCGGGUCUCUUGAUUCCCGUGCUGCACCGCCAGGCUAUGAAAACGUGUUCCACACUGAAAACGACGAUGUUUUCGACAGCGAAGAGGUACACGUACCGUCGCUCUUGGUUACUGGGGUCGCUUUGCUCAAAGUCAACGCGAAGAACAUCAAGCAACGUGUUUUCAGGAUUGACCCAGAUCGUGGACUCAUCCUCUGGGAGUCCAAGAAGUCUGGAAUUGUGGUAAUCGAGAAUAUCAAGGAAAUUCGCACAAAUGGACCCUUAUCAGCAGGGACAGCAGCCUAUUAUCGCUUACACAACCCGUACUUCAUCUCCAUCAUCUACGUCAUGGGAGGCAAGUACCGUGCUCUCAACCUGAUCGCGCCUACCGCAGAACUGCGGCACACGUGGAUAAUCACUCUCCGAGCCCUUGUGAGGGAGAGACGUGAGAUGCUCGGUCUCCCCCUCCCUUUGACGAUCGGUCUGGACGAGAGUUAUGGCAGCCACUCUGACGGGAAGACGAGCGACGUAUUGGAUGCGUGGGAGAGAAGACGCAAGGCAUGGCUGCGCCGUUGCUGGAGGAGCGCGGACGCAGACCGUUCUGGAUACCUGGAGUUCCGAGAGAUAGAGGCACUAUGCGCGCGAUUGAGUGUCAAUAGCUCCAAAAGCGACCUCAAGGGAAUGUUUGAGGAGGCUGACACUACCCAUCGUGGCUCGCUCGAUUUUCCAGAUUUUCAGAGGUUCAUCGCCCUCCUUCGACGCAGGCCCGAAGUACAACGGAUCUAUAAGCAUCUGCUUCAGCAAUGCAAUUCUGCGGCAUUCACGUGGGAUGUCUUCCUCUAUUUCAUGCGGAUGUCGCAGGAGGACACUCGAUCGGAGGAAGGACUUCGCACUAUUUUCGAACGCUACGCCAUACACUACUUAUCUGCCCCUAAUACAACCGAUGAAUUCCCAACACGCACUAGCACACCCCUACCUCCCGCUUUCAUGCCCGAAAACACGUUGCAUCUCUCCAUCGCAUCUUUCAGUUCGUUUCUUCUCUCACUAGACAAUUCCCCCAUGGUCGAUUCCUCGACGGUCGUCACGCACCCGAUGGAUCGACCACUUGCAGAAUACUUCAUAUCAUCAUCACAUAAUACUUAUCUUAUCGGACAUCAAUUGGUCGGGGAAUCUUCGGUCGAAGGAUAUAUACGUGCGCUUCUUAGUGGAUGCCGAACUGUCGAAAUGGAUCUGUACGAUGGUGACCUGGAUCCAAUCGUCACCCACGGCAGAACCCUCACGUCGAACGUGUCUGUACGGGAUGUCUGUCAUGCAAUUGCCAAGUACGCGUUCGUGGCAUCCCCAUACCCUGUCAUCAUUUCCGCCGAAAUCCACCUCAGCCUCAAGCAGCAGGAUGCGGUAGUAGAGAUCAUGAAGGGCAUCUUUGGGGAUAUGCUGAUUCAAACACACUUAUCGGAGCAGCCAUUAACACACCUGCCAAGUCCAGAAGAGCUCAAAUAUCGCAUUCUUCUGAAGGCGAAGAAUAUCUACAUCACAACAUCAUCAAGCGGAGAGGUUCAGCAGAUAGAAUUGAAAACAAUAUCAACAGAGGAAGAGAUUUCGGCCACUGAAUUGAGCUCAUUGUCAGAUCCGGAUGCACUACCUCCAACGCCGCCCCCAGUUUACACCCCCCUGACCUCGCCAAACAACAAGUCUAUGCUAACGAAUUUUCUUCCCAUGCGACUAAAAAAAAGUUCUUCCGAUUCAGCCUCUAAUGCAGGGGAAGAAAUGUCUCCAAGGUCAUCCAUCUUAGAAGGCUCCCAGAUUGUUUCGGAACCUCUACCAUCCGAGGCGCCGUCCCUUCCGCCAUCCACCAGCCAGACUCCGAAAAUGUCCCCUCAUCUCCUGGCAUUGCUCGUCUACACCGUCGGCGUUCGCUGGCGAGGUCUCAACAAGAAAGAGCACUACGCUGUGGAGCACAUGUUCUCCCUUUCAGAACGCGCCGCUAACAAGCUCAUGCGCACGAGCAUGUGUGAACUUAUCAAACACAACCGGUCGCACCUCACGCGCAUAUACCCAGCCGGUACGCGCCUGUCAUCUACAAACUUUGAGCCACACAAAUUCUGGGCAUCCGGAGCUCAGCUUGUUGCUCUCAAUUGGCAGACACCCGACUUGGGCCUGAUGAUCAACUCGGCGAUGUUCAACCGGAACGGUCGGUGUGGGUAUGUGCUCAAGCCGCCCGCUCUACGGAUUAAGGACAAGACGCUUCUGUCAAAGCGGGAGAAGCUCGAAUUCGCCGUAACUAUCAUUUCUGGCCAACAGUUGCCUCGCAAAGGCGACGAGGCUCGGCUGAACAAAGCGGGUGGAAAGGCUCCCGCUGAUCUGUUUGUAGAAGUAUCGCUUCACCUGCCCGAGUGGCAAGCAAACCUAACAGAAACCUCCUUUGCCCGGCCUCCCGCAAGCAGUAGCACGGCGAAAACCCAAUCCCUGCGCACCGCAGUAGUGCACGACAACGGUUUCAGCCCGAUUUGGGAAGCCCGCUUAUCGUUCACGUUUGACUGCGUGGGUGAUAUGAAAGACGUCGUCUUCGUGUCUUUCGCAGUGCGCGACACGGCCGAUACGGACGACGACGCCCCUCUCGCGGUGUACGUCACGUCCCUCGCUAACCUGCGCCCGGGGUACCGCCAUCUCCCGCUGCAUGAUGUCCAGAUGUCGCCGUACCUUUUCUCUACGCUGUUUGUCCAUACGGCUGUGAGGGUCGUGCCUUGA